AUGGGCAAUGGUACAAUGAUCAGUGAGUUCAUUCUCUUGGGAUUUCCCAAUCUUCAUGGAAUGCAGAUGAUGUUCUUUGGUGUCAUUUUAUUCAUGUAUCUCUCAACUCUUGUGGGGAACAGCCUCAUCAUCACAGUUGUGUGGACUGAUCAAAAACUUCACACUCCGAUGUAUUUCUUCCUCUGUAACCUCUCCUUGUUGGAGAUCUGGAGCACGACUCUUGUGGUCCCAAAGAUGCUGGCCAACCUACUCUCGGACAGAACAACCAUCUGUUUCUCCUGUUGCAUGGCUCAAGUUUUUCUCCAUUUCUCCCUGGGCACUACGGAGUCGGUCAUCCUGAUGUCCAUGUCUUUCGACCGCUACUUGGCUAUAUGCCGACCAUUGCAUCAUGCCACCAUCAUGACUAUCAGAGUCUGUUUCCGUUUAGCAUUUCUAGGUUGGCUUGGAGGAAUUGUGCUCAUCUUCUUCCAUUCGCUGCCAGUGUGGAUCCUGCCGUUCUGCAGAGACAAUCGAGUUGACCAUUUCUAUUGUGACCUUGGGCCACUUCUGAAACUGGCUUGUGCUGACACAUCCAUCAUAGAGUUCACAGGUUUUAUAACAACUGUCAUACUGCAGGGCAGUGCAUUUCUUUUCACGUUGAUAUCAUACAUCUUUAUCAUAUCUACUAUCAUCCAGAUCCCUUCCUCCACUGACCAAAAAAAGGCUUUUUCUACUGGUGCUGCUCAUCUGACAGUGGUUAAUAUAUUUUAUGGGGCACUGAUAUUUAUGUAUAUGAGACCCUCAACUCAUUCUUCCUUUAGGAUAAACAAGGUGGUCUCCUUACUCAACACUGUCCUAGUUCCAGUUUUAGACCCUUUCAUCUAUACCAUCCGAAACACAGAGUUCAAAGAGUCCCUGAGCAAAAUGAUAAACAGGAAAAAGAAAUCCCUACACAUUUAG
This is a messenger RNA of Chrysemys picta bellii (western painted turtle), 939 nucleotides long. Its product is annotated as olfactory receptor 6X1-like. Gene Ontology annotation, biological process: G protein-coupled receptor signaling pathway. NCBI's taxonomy places the organism in Eukaryota, Metazoa, Chordata, Testudines, Emydidae. The record is from RefSeq and is a predicted model, not a curated record. Gene Ontology annotation, molecular function: G protein-coupled receptor activity; olfactory receptor activity. Gene Ontology annotation, cellular component: membrane.